This is a messenger RNA of Chinchilla lanigera (long-tailed chinchilla), 1717 nucleotides long. RefSeq lists its product as uncharacterized. The record is from RefSeq and is a predicted model, not a curated record. Lineage: Eukaryota; Metazoa; Chordata; Mammalia; Rodentia; Chinchillidae.
CCGGCGCCGGGAGAGCACCUCGGAAACGGGCCUCGGGGCCGCCGCGAGAGCCGGCAGCCGAAGCGGGGCGGCGCAGGUACCCGCGGCCCCCCGCGAGGUCGCCCCGCCGCCCUGGCAACCUCCAACUCCCGCUGCUCCUGCCCGGGCCCGCGCCUCCCUUCCAGAACCCGCAGAGUCGCCGAAGAAGUGUCCGCAGUGCAUUGGUUAGUUUGGACCCUAGAUCAUCACAAACAAGUCUCACCUCCCACCACCUGCGUGCACUGCGUGAUCAAGGACCCAUCAAGGGUAGAGCUAAACCUUCGAGCGCCAGGUACUUUCUAUCCAGAUUGCAACUCGGGAACUUCAACAAGGAAUGGCUGUGUUCCUUCCAGACCAUUCCUCUGCACUGGCUCUUUGGAAGACUCCAGCAGGAACAGUUUCUGCCCUCCAGGGCUUUACAGUUCUCUGGCAUAUGGUACCUAUUUGGGCAUUAGUUUCCUUAUGCCACAGCCACACAGCAAUAAAAGCUGUGGUUACCGAGAUGGAAGUGUACAGGGUGCACCAAGACCUCAGGAAAAGGAGCAAUCCAGUUCACAUGGCAACUGGUGUGUCCACAGGAGCUUCAUAGAGAAGUGACGAGUGAGCUGUCUUGAAAGCUAAGUGUCCCUUUGCCCACAGAAGAGGAAACAGGGGAGCUAAGAAAAACAUUCUGGGCCUGGGAUAUAGCUCAGUGGCACAGCGCCUGCCUCGCUUGUGCAAGGUCCUGAGUUCAAUUCCCAGUACCAAAAAAGCAAAGACAUUCCAGGCCGAAGGAAAAACAAACGAAAACUCAAUACAGAAGUCUGUUUUGUGCUUGCUUCAGCAGCACAUGUACAAGAGUCUGUGUUAGUGAUUUUCAAAGAUUUGUUUUCUUUUUUCUAUGCCAUUAAUACAAGGGGAAACAUAGACAUAUUUAAAUAGUCUAUGUUUUAGUGAUUUUUUAAAAUGUAAGUUUCAAUCUCAUGAUAUGAGAUAAAAUACAAACUGGAUGAUAUGCUUAAGUGAGUGCACAUUGUUUACAGAGCUGCAAUACUACAAAUGUGCGAAUACUGAAACUUUUUUUACUUUAAAAUAAGAGGGCCCCUGGGCUACACCUAUGUUUCAGUGCCCACAGCAGCCAGAAUACCUCACUCUGUUAGGCGAGAUGGCAAACCAAAGUACAGAGAAAUAGUACCUUGAGCGCUGUGAUCACCUCCGAAGACGUAAUUCCUUUCCUCCAGUAGCACAAUCUGAUCUUCCCCCUCAGUCAGGGCUCUUUCCUGAUUUGUUUUGGGCAAUGGGCUGUGAUAGAGGGGCCCUCGGCCAGAUUCAGGCAAAGCCUUUAAGAGACUGACCAAUCCCUUCUGCUGUCAGAAACCAGUGUUCACUUCAGAAAUCCUGCUACAAGGAGGCCUCCAUGCCAUGAGGAAGCCCAGGACAGCCCCGUGGGGAGAAGAGCCAUGUGGGAGCACGUGGAGGCACAGCUCCUGAGUAAAAGCCUCUCGGCCCUCCCAGCACAGCUCAGCCACCAGCUGGACGUAGCCAGAGAGCGACCCCAGCUAGCAGUGCAGAAAGCAGCUCACCUGAGCUCUGCCCAAGUUUCCAAGCCUCAGAAUCAUGAGAAAUAAUAAAUCAGUGUUUUAGGCCACUACAUUUUGAUUUAUUGUGCAGCAUACAUAACUGAACGGAUCACUUAGUAUGCACCAGAUACCGCGCCAAG